Messenger RNA from Bombina bombina (fire-bellied toad), 5466 nucleotides. It is a transcript of the gene PLCD4, whose product is annotated as phospholipase C delta 4. Lineage: Eukaryota; Metazoa; Chordata; Amphibia; Anura; Bombinatoridae. The record is from RefSeq and is a predicted model, not a curated record. Gene Ontology annotation, molecular function: phosphatidylinositol-4,5-bisphosphate phospholipase C activity; calcium ion binding. Gene Ontology annotation, biological process: lipid metabolic process; intracellular signal transduction. Bases 211 to 2511 code for a protein of 766 amino acids. The transcript is spliced from 16 exons.
GUUUUUGCCAUUUACCCUUGUUUUCUUUUAGAAGAGGUUGCACUCUGUCAGAGCAUAUCCUAAUUAAAUGUCACACAAAGGUGGAGCUGAAGCAGAAAGCUCAUUAAAGCCCUGGAUAUUGGAGUGGCGGAUAUGUGAUCCAGACGGAAUCCUGAAACCUGGGAGUCAGCCAGCUCUCCUUUCUAUCAGCUUCAGAAUUAAGAUCUACAGAUGCAGGGAGAAUCAAGUGAGAGCUGCAGUACUAUGGCCUCUCUGUGCAGUGCUCGUGUGCAACUGGAUAAGAAUCUGCAGCUGAUGCAGACUGGCUCACUGAUGAGGAAGGUGAAAUCCCGUAGUUGGAAGAAACAGCGAUACUUCAAGCUACAGGAAGACUGCAUGACUAUCUGGUACAAGUCUAAGAAAACAGGGAACACUAAAUCUACAUUUUCUAUUAGUGACAUUGAGACUGUACGUGAGGGACAUCAAUCUGAAAUCUUGCAGAGCAUUGCUGAUGACUUUGAACCUGAACUCUGCUUUACCAUCGUCUUCCAUGGCCGUCGAGGGAAUCUAGACCUGAUUGCAAACACAGCGGAGGAAGCACAAUGUUGGAUCCAAGGCCUGCAAAAACUAAUAGAGACUGUGACUAAUAUGGAUCAGAAGGAAUUAUUGGACCAGUGGAUAUGUGACUGGUUUCAGAAAGCAGAUAAGAACAAAGAUGGAAGGAUGAAUUUUAAGGAAGUACAGGAUCUUCUAAAAAUGAUGAAUGUAGAUAUGAAUGAGCAUCAUGCUUACCGCCUUUUCCAGAUGGCAGAUAAGUCAGAGUCAGGAACACUAGAAGGGGAGGAAUUUGUCCUAUUUUAUAAAGCUCUGACACAGCGGGAUGAAGUACUCAAAAUAUUCCAAGACUUCUCUAAAGAUAGCAAGAAACUUACUUUGCUGGAGUUUGUAGAUUUCCUGAGGCAGGAGCAAAUGGAAGAAGAAAAUGCUGAAGAGUUUGCCAUGGACCUUAUUGCUCGAUAUGAACCAUCAGACACUGCCAAGAAACUGCAUGCCCUGAGCAUUGAUGGCUUUCUAACAUAUCUGUGCUCUGCAGAAGGGUCUAUCUUCAAUGUUGCUCAUGAACAACUCUUCCAGGACAUGACACAGCCACUGUGCCACUACUUUAUCUCCUCCUCUCACAAUACAUACUUAAUUGAAGACCAGCUUAGAGGACACAGCAGCAUUGAGGGAUACAUCAGGGCACUCAAGCGAGGCUGCCGGUGUGUGGAGGUGGACACCUGGGAUGGAACUAAUGGAGAACCAAUAGUGUAUCACGGACACACAUUCACCUCCAAAAUCCUUUUCAAAGAUGUUAUUGCAGCUAUCAAUAAGUAUGCAUUCAGGGUAUCGGAGUACCCGGUCAUUCUGUCGUUGGAGAAUCACUGUAGUGUGGAGCAGCAAGAUGUUAUGGCCCAGCACUUGAAAAGCAUUCUGGGAGAGAAACUUGUUGCCAGCACCUUGGAUGGACGGAUUCCAAUCUGUUUGCCUUCUCCAGAGGAGCUCCGUGGGAGAAUCCUAUUAAAAGGAAAGAAAAUUGGUGGUUUGGAUGAGCACUGUGAUGACUCAUAUAUGGGAGAGGUGUCUGAGGAAGAGGACAAUGGUGAGAUGGAGGAGAACCUCCGAAAUGAGGAAAAAAGAAUGUCAAAGAAGUCCAAAGAGCGUUUGUCCCAAGAGCUGUCUGACUGUGUAAUCUACUGUAAAAGUGUUCCAUUUGAGAGCUUUAAGCAUUCAAGAACCAACUACAAACUUUACGAGAUGUCUUCCUUCACAGAGUACAAAGCCCGAAAACUUGUGAGAGAACCAGGUAAUGAGUUUGUCCGUCACACCGCAUGGCAACUGACGCGAGUUUACCCUACUGGGUUGAGAACAGAUUCUUCAAAUUUUAACCCUCGAGAGAUGUGGAAUGUUGGAUGCCAAAUGGUGGCAUUGAACUUUCAGACAGCUGGAGUAGAGAUGGAUCUAAAUGAUGGACUUUUCCAACAGAAUGCUCGGUGUGGCUAUAUCCUUAAACCCCUAUUUAUGAGAAAUGUAGACACCACAUUUAAUCCUGAUCAGCCACAUGAUCAAGAUGGCUACUCUCCAGUUAUCCUGUCAAUACAGGUCAUUAGUGCCCAACAGCUCCCAAAAGUAGAAAACAGUAAAGAGGGCUCUAUAGUUGAUCCUUUGGUACGUGUAGAAAUCUUUGGGGUUCCUAUUGACCAAACAAAGCAGGAAACAAAAUAUAUAGACAAUAACGGAUUUAAUCCAUUGUGGAAUGAGACAUUACAGUUCAAAAUCCAUGUUCCUGAACUGGCACUUGUAAGGUUUGUGGUGGAGGAUUAUGAUAAAACCACAAGGAAUGACUUUAUAGGACAAUAUACCCUUCCAUUCCAGAGUAUCAAAUUGGGUUAUCGUCAUAUUCAUCUCCUUUCUAAGGAUGGUACCAAGAUUCCUCCUGCAUCUCUGUUUGUUUACAUCCGCAUUACAGAUGUUAAUCAUCUGCAAGAUACAUAAUCAAGUGACAGUUCUUUGUGGUCUUAUUGUCUAUGGUUUUUGAAUAUCAGUAUUAGAAAACUAACUUAUGAAAGAUUGUAAUGUUGCACGUUAUUUAAUGAAUGCUUACAUUUGUACAUAUAUAAAUAUAUUUAUUUUUUACCUGUGUAUUGUACAGUUGAACAUUUUGGUGCUAUAUAACUACUAUGUCCUGUUAUUAGAGGACUUGCACUGCGUUACCGAGCAGCACGUUACUGUGCCUUCAGCAAAAAGUUUUGGUACUGCAGUAAAACCAAAAAAACAGAGCUUAAUAAUUCUGUUGCUGCUUCUUCAAUGAAAACAAGCAAGUAUUAUCUAAGUGUUCAGUGUUACUUCUUGUAUAAAAGGCUACAGUUUUAUUGUAUUCAGGUAAAUUCAGGUAAAUUUAUAAAAGUACUGGAUGGCCUGUGAAGAUCUGGGGGGAAACCAGGAGAGACCAUGAUUAGAUCUCAGAUCAAACCCCUAGCCCUGCAGACCCUUUGUAUACCACGGAUACAUAUCAAACCUCACAUCAGACACCUGCCCCUGCAGACCAUUGGCAAACCACAUAUUCUCAUCAUACCUUAUAUGAGAACAUUGACUCUGCAGUCAUUUGCAUCAGACCUCUGGUCCUUUAUCUCAUCUGUCAGAUACAUGCCCACCUCAGACCUCUAUUCAGGCACCUGGCCCUGCAGCACUUCAGGUGCACAUCAAAACUUAGAUCAUACCAUUGGACCUGCAGUCCCUAUGUGGUCCUGCAGCAGUCUGUGAGCCACACACCUUAGAUAAGAACACAACAGACCUCAGAUAAGACACAUGCCUGACUCAGAUCAAACAGCAAAACUUUGCACAUCAGACUUGAGAUCUCACUCCUGGCCCUGCAAACCUUCUGUGAGUCACAUGCCCACACUGAACCUGGAUCAGACACCUGGUCCUGCAGCCCCAUUGUUAGCCACAUGCACACAUCAAAUCCCAGAUCAGACACUUGGCUCUGCAGCCUGCACCAUAUAACACAUCAGCCCCCCAAGAACCUGUAGCCCACAUAAGACCCUCUAGCCCACAUCACACCAAAGAUCAGAUUUCAAGGACCUGCUGUAUGUCUAAUAAAACUAAAAGCUAAUGAACCAAGAGAGUCACUUCAACUUCAUAUAUACCUUUUGCCAGCCCAAUAGGGAAUGUAUGAAAGCUGGAUACCUGGCAAUCCUAAUUCAAACAAUCUCUAGGCCAAUAUUUACUGUACAUUUGGUUGUAAUUACAUAUCUCAAUCAAAUAUAAAUUCAGUAUGAUAAUGUUUAAAUGUCAAAUCUGGCUUAUAACUUACAAAAACAUUUUUAAUAAAUUCACAACUAUAUAUUUAGUUGCCACUUAGUUGCUUAAAGGGAUAGGAAAGUCAAAAUUAAACUUGCAUGAUUCCGAUAGAGCAUGUAGUUUUAAGACACUUUAAAAUUAACUUCUAUUUUCAAAUGGGCUUUGUUCUCUUGGUAUACCUUGUUGAGAAAGAAUACGCACAUAUCCUACGCUAGUGGGAGCUGCUGCUUAUUGGUGCCUACACACAUUUGUCUUUUGUGAUUGGCUGAUUAGAUGUGCUCAGCUAGCUGGUAGUAGUGCAAUGCUGUUCCUUCAGCAAUGGAUAACAAGAGAACAAAGCAAAUUUGAUAAUGAAAGUAAAUUGAAAAGAUGUUUAAAAUUGUAUGUUCCAUCCAAAUCAUGAAAGAAAAUGUUGGGGUUUCCUGUCCCUUUAAAGUGAAGGUCAACUUCACACAACUGCCCCACGGCAUCGGAUAAACUUUGUUGCCGGCGGGAGGUGUAAGAGGAAAAGUGGGAAGUGUAUAUAUAUAUAUAUAUAUAUACAGUAUAUAUAAUAAAAGCAAAAAACUAAAAUGAAUACUGGCAGACUGUCUGCCAGUACCUAGGAUGGUGGUGACCAGGGCGUGAGGGAGGGAAGAGUGCUGUUUGGGAGGGAUCAGGGGGCGGGUGGUGUCAGGUGGAAGGAUAAUCUCUUCACUACAGCUAAAAUUAACCUUACAAGCAACCUGAUUAACCCCUUCACUGCCAGGAAUAAUAGAAGUGUGGUGCACAGCUGCAAUUAGCAGCAUUCUAAUUACCAAAAAACAAAGGCAAAUCCAUGUAUGUCUGCUAGCUCUGAACAAAGGGGAUCCAACGGAAGCUUUUAAAAUAAAAUGUGUCAUGAUUGCACAAGCGGUAUGUAAAUAAUGUCAGUGAGAAACACAAAGUUUGUGAAAAAGUUAACAAUUUUUUUUAUAUGAUCACAUUUGGCAGUGAAAUAGCGGCAUGAAAUAUACCAAAAUGGACCUAGAUCAAUACCUUAGGUUGUCUUCUUAAAAAAAAUAUUUCGUUUUGACAGGUAAAUAAAAAAAAAAACAACUAGGCUCUAUUUCUAUUUAAAUGGAGUGAUAGCAAAAAUGCUAAAAAGUCUCCGGUAUUUUGGGAAAGUUCUUCUCUGAAAUUCCUGGUAGCAAAGGAGUUAAGAGAAAAUGCCUUUAAGACAUUUUACACUGCCUCACUCUGUUCUGAUUUCACUGUCUGUUCUCAUGGCAGUGUCUUAUCUAAAGCAGAAGGGGGGGGGGGGUUACAUUCUACUGUCUGUGAGAAUAUUGAUUUUAUUUUGAACAAUUGCUUUAAAUUAUGAUUAACUUAACACAUGGAGACGCCUGCUACACUAACUGUUUAAUUAUUAGGGGCCAUAUUACAAGUGGAGUGCUAAUUAACGUUCCCGCUUGAGCGUUAAUUGUGCUAGAAGUAAGCUUUUUGCGCUCUUAUUAUGAGUUGAAAGUAAACUGUUUUUGCUCACGAGCUAACCUAACGAGCGCAAAAACCCGAACUUAGAAUAUCGCCUGUGCAUCAACGUAUUCCUCCAAAGAAGUCAAUGAUGAAAAAAAUUUGUGGAAAAAACACCCCACUCUCACGCAAACCUGAUUGCAUAUUCUCAUGUGCACU